Haemonchus placei is the source of this 402-nucleotide messenger RNA. NCBI's taxonomy places the organism in Eukaryota, Metazoa, Nematoda, Chromadorea, Rhabditida, Trichostrongylidae. The record is from the annotation of a GenBank genome assembly.
AGACCGUUAACUCUACCUGACCACGUUGCAUAUGAAGAAUUGAGGCUAAAGCAUUGCAAACUUUCCUCAGCUCCAGUGGCGGCAAGUGGUUACCUGCGAUAUCAGAGAUGUUACGUUUCCCGUCGAACGCCUGAAGGAUCAUGCCACGUAGUAGCCCUAGAUCGACGUCUGGAACCCUGAUGCGAUACAUUUCGUGCGUGCGUUGUAUAAAUUGCAUGAAUAAGUAGUUAAAGAGAAUCAAAUCGUUGCUUCCUUCACUUCUAUCGAUUGGCACGUAAUGAAAUGGUCCAUUGAUUAGUGUUACAUGAUGUGGGGUCUGUUUCAGCUCUUCCAGGUCCUCGUUCUUAAUCAAUCGCUCCUCAAACUCCUCAGGUUUUGUGUUUGUGGCCUUAUCGUCCCUGA